CCGUGGCAGCCCCGUGGGCCUGGGAUACGUACGAGAGAUCGCGCUAGCGCUAGCCUGAUCAGCCGGACGCUUUGGAGGGGGAGGGGCCGUGCCGAUCAGCUGUUUUAGAAGUCAGAAGAUAUUUAGAAUUCAUAUUUCAAAAGAAGGCUAUAUCAUGCAAUCGAUCGUGACCGACAAGCAGACAAGUCUUGCUGAAUGAAAAUCAUAAUGAUUUUGAUCGUAAUGGGAGUGAGUGGAAGUGGAAAGUCAACAGUUGGGAAAAUGCUGGGAGGAAAGCUUCAGUGGGCCUUUGAAGAUGGAGAUGAUUAUCACCCACCAAGCAACAAAACAAAGAUGUCUUCUGGCAUUCCUCUCGAUGAUAUGGACCGAUAUCAAUGGCUUUUGAACCUGAAUAGUGUGAUACAAAAAUGGCAGAAAAGCAAUCAGCAUGGCAUCAUCGUGUGCUCAGCACUAAAGCGCAAAUACAGACAGGUAUUGUUGUUUGGAGCAAAGGCUAAAUACUCUGAUACUAAUACUGAAGUGAGCUUGUCAUCUGCUUUAAAUAACAAACAUACUCAAGAUAUAAGAACAGAUUCUAAAUCAGAUAUCAAGUUUGAACAAUUGCUAACAAGUACAGAGGAUCGUCACCCCUACCAAAGUAGGUCCACACCAACAUCAUUCGUCGAAGAUGUUCCUUCAACAUCGCCCAGUCAACGGGAGGAACAUCUCGUCCAUAACAAGGACUCCUGCAGUCCCACAGGCCAGGAAAAACACCAGGUCUUAUUCAUCCACCUCAAUGGGACCAUGGAACUCAUCUCAUCUCGACUUGGUCAGAGGAAAGGACAUUUCUUUAACCCUGGACUCCUUCAUUCUCAGUUUGAUACCCUUGAGGACCUAGGUGCAGAUGAGGAUGGUCUGGUGGUGGAUAUUAGCAAAUCAUUGGACUCAGUGGUCUCACAGAUAGAGACUCAUGUUCUUUCACUUUUAUCUUUGCCAAUUUCAUAAUUGACAGCAGGGGCUCAUUUACUAAAGAACAAUGACCAUGAUAUCAUUGCCAUUACCUACCAUGGAACAAACCUGCAGCUUGCACCUGUACAUUAUAUAAUUAUGGCUGUGAUGGUGCUGCAAGAAAAUCCUGUUAUUCCCAACCAAAGUGUAUCAGCUUUGUAUGUCAUAUUCAUUUAAAGUCACUCUACUAUAUUAUGGAGAUAUUCAGUCAAGAGUUGUUUUACAAUCAGGGUAUAUUAUUUAAAAAGAGAAAAAUGCAGCAAUUGUCAACACCGGUUUGAACCCCAAUAAAAAAUAAAUGGGUGACCUCAUGCUCAAAUUUCUAAGAAAAUUUAUUGUGAUUGUUUUCAAGGUACACAC
This is a messenger RNA of Lytechinus variegatus (green sea urchin), 1347 nucleotides long. RefSeq names its product probable gluconokinase. The coding region runs from base 196 to 984 and encodes 262 amino acids. Gene Ontology annotation, molecular function: gluconokinase activity. Gene Ontology annotation, cellular component: cytoplasm. Lineage: Eukaryota; Metazoa; Echinodermata; Echinoidea; Temnopleuroida; Toxopneustidae. The transcript has 5 exons. The record is from RefSeq and is a predicted model, not a curated record.